Perognathus longimembris pacificus (Pacific pocket mouse) is the source of this 2697-nucleotide messenger RNA. It is a transcript of the gene Tmc2, whose product is annotated as transmembrane channel like 2. Lineage: Eukaryota; Metazoa; Chordata; Mammalia; Rodentia; Heteromyidae. The record is from RefSeq and is a predicted model, not a curated record. Gene Ontology annotation, molecular function: mechanosensitive monoatomic ion channel activity. Gene Ontology annotation, cellular component: plasma membrane. Gene Ontology annotation, biological process: vestibular reflex; detection of mechanical stimulus involved in sensory perception of sound.
AUGAGCCAUCAGCUAAAGAGCCUGGAGAAGGAAGGAGACAGAUCGAGGAGGAGACCCUCAAAGAAGCGGACUCCCAAAACCGAGGGUUCACGGGCCCAGCAUGGAGUCCAGCCCAGCCAGAAGGAGAGGGCUGGGGGCAGCCCCAGGCCUGGGUCUUCCCGGAGGAAGCCCUCGGAGCGCCCAGAGCGCAGGAGCCGGCCAGAGGGGCUACGCCGACUAGAGCGGAUCUCAGUGCGGGAAAGGACCUGCGAGGGAAGGAGGAAGAGAGAUGGGAGGAUCCUUCAGGAGCAGAGAACACGCUCGAGGAAGGAAAAGGAGGUUCUAGGGAAGGGGCUGAAGAAACCCAGGUCAUCUUCCUUAGUCUCCAGUACUUCUAGCGAUGAGUCCCUAUCUGAGGAAGAAUUGGCCCGGAUCCUGGAGCAGGUGGAAGAAAAAAAGAAGCUCAUCGCCACCAUGCGGAACAAGCCCUGGCCCAUGGCAAAGAAGCUGAUGGAACUUAGGGAGGCCCAAGCUUUCGUGGAGAACUAUGAAGGAGCCUUGGGAAAGGGGAAGGGCAAGAGGCUCUAUGCCUGCAGAAUGCAGAUGGCGAAGAAAUGGGUCAAGUUUAAGAGAGACUUUGGUAAUUUCAAGACUCAAUGUAUCCCCUGGGAAAUGAAGAUCAAAGACAUUGAAAGUCACUUUGGCUCUUCUGUGGCGUCCUAUUUCAUCUUCCUCCGGUGGAUGUACGGAGUCAACCUUGUCCUUUUUGGUUUAAUAUUUGGUUUAGUGAUAAUUCCAGAGGUGCUGAUGGGUGUGCCCUAUGGAAGCAUCCCCAGGAAGACUGUGCCUCGGGCUGAGGAAGCAAAGGCCAUGGACUUCUCUGUCCUUUGGGAUUUUGAGGGCUACAUCAAGUAUUCUGCCCUCUUUUAUGGCUACUACAACAACCAGAGGACUAUUGGGUGGCUAAGGUACAGGCUGCCCAUGGCUUAUUUUAUGGUGGGGGUCAGCGUGUUCGGCUACAGCCUGAUGAUUGUCAUUAGAUCGAUGGCCAGCAAUACCCAGGGGAGCACAGGCGAGGGAGAGAAUGAUAACUUCACCUUCAGCUUCAAGAUGUUCACCAGCUGGGACUACCUGAUUGGGAAUUCAGAGACAGCAGACAACAAAUAUGCCUCCAUUACUACCAGCUUCAAGGAAUCAAUAGUGGAUGAACAAGAGAGUAACAAAGAAGAAAAUGUCCAUCUGACAAGAUUUCUUCGUGUCCUGGCCAACUUUCUCAUCAUCUGCUGCUUGUGUGGGAGUGGAUACCUUAUUUACUUUGUAGUGAAGCGAUCCCAGGAAUUCUCCAAAAUGCAGAAUGUCAGCUGGUACGAAAGGAAUGAGGUGGAGAUUGUGAUGUCUCUACUUGGGAUGUUUUGCCCUCCUCUGUUCGAAACCAUUGCUGCCCUAGAGAAUUACCACCCACGCAUUGGGCUGAAGUGGCAGCUGGGGCGCAUCUUCGCCCUCUUCCUGGGAAACCUAUACACGUUUCUCUUGGCCCUGAUGGAUGAUGUCCACCUCAAGCUUUCUAAUGAAGAAACAAUAAAGAACAUCACUCAAUGGACCCUGUUUAACUAUUACAAUUCUUCAGGUUGGAAUGACAGUGUCCCCCGGCCACCCUUGCACCCUGCAGAUGUGCCCCGGGGUUCUUGCUGGGAGACAGCCGUGGGCAUUGAAUUCAUGAGGCUGACAGUGUCGGACAUGCUGGUAACCUACAUCACCAUCUUGGUGGGGGAUUUCCUGCGGGCUUGUUUCGUUCGGUUCAUGAAUCACUGCUGGUGCUGGGACCUGGAGGCUGGUUUUCCUUCAUAUGCUGAAUUUGAUAUUAGUGGAAAUGUGCUGGGUUUGAUCUUCAAUCAAGGAAUGAUCUGGAUGGGCUCCUUCUAUGCUCCAGGAUUGCUGGGCAUUAAUGUCCUACGCCUGCUGACCUCCAUGUACUUCCAGUGCUGGGCAGUGAUGAGCAGCAACGUGCCCCAUGAACGCGUGUUCAAAGCCUCCCGGUCUAACAACUUCUACAUGGGCCUGCUGCUGCUAGUGCUCUUCCUCAGCCUCCUGCCGGUGGCCUACACCAUCAUGUCCCUCCCACCUUCCUUUGACUGCGGUCCAUUCAGUGGGAAAAACAGAAUGUACGACGUCCUCCAGGAGACCAUUGAAAAUGAUUUCCCAACCUUCCUAGGCAAGAUCUUUGCUUUCCUCGCCAAUCCAGGCCUGAUCAUCCCAGCCAUCCUGCUGAUGUUCCUGGCCAUCUACUACCUGAACUCAGUUUCAAAAAGCCUUUCCCGAGCUAAUACCCAGCUGAGGAAGAAAAUCCAAGCACUUCGUGAAAUUGAGAAGAGCCACAAAUCUGUCAAACGUAAAGCCAGCAAUUCAGAGGACAUACCAAAACACAGUCCCCAAAAUGACACCCAGCUGCAACUCACCAAAGAAGAGCCCACACUGCCCUCUGCCAGCCAAAGCCAAACCCCGGACAAGAAGACAGGUAGUACUGCAACCUCCAGUUCUGCCAGGAAGAUCCCACAGCCAACCUCCAGACAUUUCCCUGGACCUCAGCCUCUGGGGGUCAAACCAGAGGCUGGACAAUCCCAGUCUCAAACCCACCCCUUCAGGUCAGCCACUGGAAAGAGUGUUCGGAGGACUCCUCGCUGACAACUGGGACUGACAGAGUCCAGGUCCUGAGACUGA